Messenger RNA from Arachis stenosperma, 435 nucleotides. RefSeq lists its product as uncharacterized. Lineage: Eukaryota; Viridiplantae; Streptophyta; Magnoliopsida; Fabales; Fabaceae. Gene Ontology annotation, molecular function: nucleic acid binding. The record is from RefSeq and is a predicted model, not a curated record. The transcript has 2 exons. The coding region runs from base 1 to 435 and encodes 144 amino acids.
AUGGCAGAAUUGAUGAAAAAGUAUGGCAUCAUUCACAAGGUGGCUACGGCCUAUCAUUUCCAAACAAAUGGCCAAGCUGAAGUCUCCAACCAGGAAAUCAAGUGCAUAUUAGAGAAAAUUGUGAAGCCUCAUAGGAGGGAUUGGAGUUCUAAGCUCGGAGAUGCGUUAUGGGCCUACCAGACGGCUUAUAAAAUACCAAUUGCUAUGAGCCCGAUCCAGUUAGUCUAUGGGAAGGAUUUCCAUCUCCCGGUGGAGGUAGAGCACAAGGCAUAUUGGGCCGUAAAAGAGUGUUAUGAGAAUUCAAGGCUCUAUAAAGAGAAGAUGAAGGCGGUGCAUGAUAAGCAUAUCAAGAGAAGAGAGUUUAGAGCUGGAGAACUUGCCCUCCUCUACAACUAUAGAUUGAGGUUGAUGCCAGGAAAGUCAAGGUCAAGGUGA